AUGACCUCCCGAAUGCGCCUCCAGCCCGUACCCCCGGAGCAGCUGGACCCGGCGCAGCGGGCCCUGUACGACGACGUGGUGGACAACAUCGUCAAGACGCUCGACGGGCAGCAGUCGUUCAUCACGCGGGACGGCUCCGGCGCGCUGCUGGGCCCGUGGAACGCGUGGAUCCACGAGCCCGUCGUCGGCGCCGCCAUGUGGCACCUCAGCAAGGUCAUGUUCCGGGCCGCGACGCUGCCGGAGACGCUGCGCCAGGUCGCCAUCCUGACCGUCGGCUCGCACUACCGCGCCGCCUACGAGGUCUACGCCCACUCGGGCCUGUCGCGCCACUACUUCGCCCCGGACCAGGUCGCCGCCCUGGCGCGCGGCGAGGUUCCCGAGGGCGGUCUCUCGCCCGACGAAACGCUCGUGCACGACAUCUCCAAAUCCCUGGUGUCGGGAGGUCCGCUGUCCGACGACCUCUACGCCCAGGGCGUCCGUGUCCUCGGCCAGAAGAUGUUGUCCGAGCUGAUCUUCCUCGUGUCGCUGUACGCUUUGGUGUCGGUCAACCUCAACGGGUUCAACGUCCCCAUACCUACCGAGGGGUCAUAG
This is a messenger RNA of Fonsecaea nubica, 591 nucleotides long. RefSeq lists its product as hypothetical. Lineage: Eukaryota; Fungi; Ascomycota; Eurotiomycetes; Chaetothyriales; Herpotrichiellaceae. The record is from RefSeq and is a predicted model, not a curated record. The transcript has a single exon. Bases 1 to 591 code for a protein of 196 amino acids.